ACCGAGGUAGACAGGCAGAGCAUUGAUCUCAGGUCUCAGAGUUACUGUCGACCCAGCCAGCCAGCCAGCAAGCAAGCCCUGCCUGCCUGCUCACUUGGUGUCGAGCAAUCAAUCAUCUCUCCAGUGUCCCGCACUUUCUUCAGAGCCUUUUGCUCGAGCUUCCCGCAGAGGAUCGGAUCCAAGCAGAGAGGGGAGAGACAGUAGACAGUGAGUGAAGUGAGUGAGUGAGUGAGUGAGUGAGCUCACGCUGAAUUUGGUCAGACUGAGCUCGCUCACAGUUGGAGAGACUUUGGUGGCAUCUGCGUUCGUUUCUACGAGCAUUCAUUCAUUCACUUCCUGCAGCAGAUAGAGUGAGAUUGAGCGAGCACCGAAGCAUAUUCUGUUGUACUGUCAACUUGUACGGAGGCAGAGAGGGAGGGAGGUGAGGUGCACUGCAGUGCACUGCACUGCUUGCUACGGUCUGUCACUCACUGUCUGGUGCUGGUGCUGGUGAUGGUACUCGAAUAUUGUCGAAGGAACUCAACUAAACGACACGUAAACUGAGCUCGAACCUGGAUUCAAGGUUCUGAUCAACCUGGCACGCACCAACGCUCCCAAACUGGAGCAUCUCAGCUGGAAAUUUUAAUCUCAUUUGACUGACCCCUUUCGUAAGAACCCGGGGACUGUCACAACACAAUCUAGUGAGCGUAAAUCUUUGUAAUUGCUUCGAGCCCGACAGCUCCUUGGCAGCAUGGCUCUUCAAAGAAGUCACGACUCCAUGGAUGAAAAGCUGUGGAGUAGACUACCGGAGGACCUGAUGCAGAGAGUGCUCGUAUUCUUGCCCAUUCCGGAUGUGCUCAGGCUGCGCUGUGUGUGCAAAGCAUGGAACUCACAACUCUCGUAUAGAAGGUCUCUGGACUGUCCAAUUUCCGCAGCUGUUUCUCAGGCUCUUUUGUCACAGCAACCAUAUCUCCUUUGUCUGACCGCAGUCGCUUCUCAUCCUACCAUUCACGUUUACAAUGUGUCCCUUCGCAAGUGGGACGUGAUCUCGCUGAGUUUCUUGCCAGAGCUGGACGAGAUUUCGAUUAUCAAAUCCGGUGGAGGUCUGCUGUAUCUGAAGGCAAGAGUAGGGCACUGCGAUGACACCAUCUUCCUCACAUGCAAUCCUCUGACCAAGACUUGGAAGCAACUCCCUUCCGUUUUCUCCGAGAACGAGCCUUACAGAUCCGGAAUGUCGAGCUUGACAUCCAUGGUCUGCAGCUCAGAACCUGGACGAGGCUACAGGAUCAUCGAAGCUGGUCUGAAUGGACUCACCGACCUGCGCACCAAGAUUUACGAUUCUGCGACCGGAGAAUGGAAGACGAGUGGAGGAUUGCCUUCACAAGUCACCGGAUUCGAGUCCGAGGGAGUCAUUAUCAACGACUGUCUGUACGGGGUCACUUGCCUGCCGUAUAAAAUUAUAAAGAUGGAGCUCGAUGGAGGAUCAUGGAGUGAAUUCUCGCCUAGCCUCCCCAAGUGUGCAGUGUAUCCACACCUGGUGGAAAGUCUGGGUGAGAUGGUCAUGCUGGGAGGCUACGAUUCAUGCUGGGAAGAAGGAUUUAUCCCCGAACCAACUGCGCUGAAGGUGUGGAGGCUGGAUCGUUCGAAGAUGGAGUGGGAAUGCGUGUCCUCACUCCCAGACGAGAUGCUUGAGCAGCAUCUCACCAAGAACUGCUUCGAUUCGCUCAAAUGCGCUGCGCAGGGGGCAUCCAUCUUCAUCUCGAAUUUCGAUGGUUCUGUCGUGUUGGUCUUCGACCUGGUCCUCAACUCCUGGACUCGGCUUCUCGAAUGCCCAUCCCUCUCGAACCGGCAAUCAUGCAUUGAACACAUGUUCGUCUUCAAUCCGUCUUUGCAAAUCACCCUUUGAGCCAACACCAUCGCUGCCUUCAGAUUUCAUAUGAUCCUCGUCGUCUUCUUCACAAGAUUUCCGCUUAAUCUUGGACCAAACUCAAGCUGUUAAUGUUAGAUGACAGUUUCAGUCGACAUCGAGCAUGUUCUCUGACUGCUGCGCUUCACAUAUCAUAUUUGUAAAACUGAAUUCAGGAGAUUGGAAUUUAUGAACCAUCUGAAUUGACCUCAAACUUAAAACUAUUCUUGUAUC
Messenger RNA from Marchantia polymorpha subsp. ruderalis, 2119 nucleotides. Lineage: Eukaryota; Viridiplantae; Streptophyta; Marchantiopsida; Marchantiales; Marchantiaceae. The record is from the annotation of a GenBank genome assembly.